ACUAGCAGAUUCUCCAUAUUAGAGUAGGAGAUUGUUUCCUAGUUUAUGUUAAGGGAUUUAUCUAGACCUUUUGUAAAAAGGAUUUGUAUUAGUAUAUUUAAUAAGAUAGCCGGGCCUAGGAAUUCUCUACGCGACUUUCCUCCAAAGCUUUGGGAUUUUCAGGCUUUGGGAUUUCGAAUAUGGCAAAGCGCUUCGAUGACCCCAGUUCUCACCGUUGUCGGACAAGAAGAUUGGUAGAGCUGCUAGGUCUUAAAGUGGAUGGCAGCAGAAUACUGAUAUUCAUGGAUAUAAAGGAAGGAUGCGAAAAACGUGAUCAGUUUGCCCUGCAGCUUUAUAGGGACGGUCAGCAUGCAGUCUCGCUUCAUGAAAACAAAGGUCAAGCGGAAAUGGCCCGGAUUAUCUCUGAGUUUCAAGCUGGCAGGAUCCCCAUAAUGAUUGCAACAGAUGUUGCUGCUCGUGAUCUAGAUCUGAAGGAUGUGAAAAAUAUUAUCAAUUACGACUUUCCAGGAUCCCUUGAUGAUUAUGUUUACCGCAUUGACCGUGCUGGAAGUGCUGCAGCAAAAGGAACAGUAUUCACGUUCUUUACAACUGCUAAUGCUGUAUUCGCAGAGGAACUUAUUGUCUUACUCAAGGAAGCUGGACAGAAGGUUAGUUCUGAAUUGGAACAACUGGGCCGUGAUGUACUAUAUCCAGGAACCUACAUACCUGCACCGUGGCGCUGGGCGGUUAACCAGGAGGAGGUUGUUUCCAGCAACUACAAAGAUCAUUGCUCCCUCCAUCUGUUAGCCGAAAGCUGA
Messenger RNA from Pyrus x bretschneideri (Chinese white pear), 797 nucleotides. RefSeq names its product DEAD-box ATP-dependent RNA helicase 20-like. Lineage: Eukaryota; Viridiplantae; Streptophyta; Magnoliopsida; Rosales; Rosaceae. The transcript has 5 exons. Gene Ontology annotation, cellular component: cytoplasm; ribonucleoprotein complex; nucleus. Gene Ontology annotation, molecular function: RNA binding; RNA helicase activity. The record is from RefSeq and is a predicted model, not a curated record. Bases 180 to 797 code for a protein of 205 amino acids.